GAUGAUCACGUCGAAGAGGGUGACGAUGCCGUCGAUGAUGGCCUUGCAGACGGAGCCGAUGGUGUUGACGAUGCCCAUUAGGCAGGCGCCAAUGGCGUGGAAGACGCUUUGGAUCUGGGGAUUGUCAGUUAGCUUUAUACUCUCUUAUUGAAGAUGGGAUGGAGGCGGGGGGGGAAGCAUACACAAGAGACGACGGCGCCCAUUUUGAAUUAUGUAUUUGGUGGUUGUUGUUCGGUAGAAUGUAUGUGUGUAUGUGUGUAUUCAGCGGUUGAGUUUGCAGUAGUGUUGUUCAAGUAUCGAAGACCGGUAUCGACGAGAACUUAUUUAGCAGUCUUAGUCCCCUGAGACGAAUAACUUGAAGAAGCAGUAGAGUGGACAGUGGGAUCAGUAAAAGGACGCAUUGUAUGCUUUCUUUCUCUCUCUCUUGCUCUGUGGUGAGAAUCAGUGCAGUAUAAAUAUCCCGUGUCGUGCCUUAGAAGACUUGUCAAACUUCAAAUGAUGUAUGUCUCAAACGAAAAGAAAAAAAGAUUGACAUGGCUUCCCCCACCACCCGCCGACGAACAACACGGGACAGACAGAAAUUGCAUGCGAUGCCGUCAUACCGUCAUAGUGAUUCUAUGGCUCUAUGCCUUGGUUGCAGUCACUGACCGUCUCAGGCCUCACGGAAAAGGAAAACCCUUGCGGAUCGCUCCCGAAAAAGGUCUCGCCACUGAUAGUAAGGUAAGGCUGGCUGGUUCGAGAACCACCUUUUUUUCCGUUACUUAGUAUUUGUGGCUGCUUUUUGG
Aspergillus homomorphus CBS 101889 is the source of this 785-nucleotide messenger RNA. RefSeq lists its product as uncharacterized. The record is from RefSeq and is a predicted model, not a curated record. The transcript has a single exon. Bases 499 to 765 code for a protein of 88 amino acids. NCBI's taxonomy places the organism in Eukaryota, Fungi, Ascomycota, Eurotiomycetes, Eurotiales, Aspergillaceae.